AUGGCUUCGACCGACUCCGACAAUGUCGGGGACCUCUCGCACCAGUCCCUCCUCAUCCUGAUCUGGGUUUCCUUCUCGGCCGCCUUCUUCCUCGUCGCUCUGCGCACCGUCAUCCGCAUCCGCUCCCCCGCGACCCGCCAGGUGGCCCCCCUGGAAGACUGCUGGAUCUUCUUGGCCCUCGCCGCACUGCUAGCCCUAUGCAUCCUCGAGACCAUCCAACUGCCCAGCCAAUACUACAUUACGGGCGUGUUGUCCGGCGCCAUCCCGCCCAAAUCAUUCAAGACCGUCAUCGCCCACACCGAACGCUACCUGCUGUUCCAGUUCCCCAUCGUCAUCCUCUUCUGGACCGUACUGUGGUCCGUCAAGGCCGCCUUCCUCGCCCUGUACUGGCGCCUGUUCCGCGACCUGACAUGGUACCGCCGCUUCUGGUUUGUCCUGGCCGUCUUCACCUUCCUCGCCUACGGGGGCUGCGUGACCACCCUCGUGCUGUCGUGCGGGCCUGAUGUCAGGAACUUCUUCGCCUUCAACAAGUGCGCGGGGCCUCAGAGUGUGUGGUCCAGCAACUUCAGCGUCUACUUCAGCACUGCCGUCGAUGUCUUUACCGACCUGUGCAUCAUGGCCAUGCCGCUGCGCCUCAUCUACAACGUCAAGGUGUCGCUGAAGCAGAAGCUUGGGCUGCGGUUUCUCGUCGGCACACUUCCCGCCCUCAAAGUCCUCAUCACCACUACCGUCCGGGCCUCCGAAAACCGCUCCGGCGACGGCUCCCGGGGCACCCAAAGGAAGAACUCCAUCUUCACCCACAAGAGCGUAAAAAGCGCAAAGAGCGUGGCCCUCGGCUCGCUCAAGAGAGACAGUCACAACCCCAGGUCGGUAACCGGUUCGAAUACGGACGCGACUGAGUCGCAGGAGGAGAUCCUGGUGCAGCGAGACGUGACCGUUUCCUACACCCCAGUCCCUCGUCCGUCCCCCACCCGCUACCACCAGAGAUACCAGGAGCCGUAG
Chaetomium globosum CBS 148.51 is the source of this 1002-nucleotide messenger RNA. RefSeq lists its product as uncharacterized. NCBI's taxonomy places the organism in Eukaryota, Fungi, Ascomycota, Sordariomycetes, Sordariales, Chaetomiaceae. The transcript has 3 exons. The coding region runs from base 1 to 1002 and encodes 333 amino acids. The record is from RefSeq and is a predicted model, not a curated record.